CUAAAACUAAAAUAUAUCAUCACUUCCCGUUGGAGAAAUAGAAUUGAAGGAGCGACUGAGAGGAUCCUAGAGGCUAGGGUUUUGCGCUGGGUCACUGCGAUUUGGCAUCAAAGUUCUGAUUUUUGAUUGACAGGGAGGCAAAAGACAUAUACAUCUCAUCUGGGUUUUGGCUUAAGACUCGAAACGCUGCGUUUAGAGGCAUACCCAGGUGGCGCAUUCGCCUGCUUCAAAGGAAUUUGCAUUCGCCUUCUCCCAGGUUACGUCUUUUGUAUUGUUUGUUCUUGGUGUGUUGCAGUUGGGAUUAAUGCAAUUGAUUCAUUUUAGGCGUAAAAUGAUGGCUUACAGAGUCAUUGGAACUGUGAUCGAGUUGAAUUGUAGUAAAUACGCAUCUGGGUAUAAAGAAUCUUUGCAGCAUACUCGAUUGAUGACCACGAGUAAGAGGGUUCAAGAUAGAAGUACGCAGAAGAGGGUGCAUGAUCUUGAAAUUGUGACGGAGAAGUGGAAGAUAGUUUCCAAAGUUUUGUUCCUUAUGGAGGUUUUGAAGAAGGAGGCUGAGCAGAUUAUCACAGUGAGGUCACUGGAUCAGUAUAGGAGGCAGGUUAAUCUGCCAAAGCCCCAUAAGAUAUCCGACUUUAUUCGGAAAUCUCCCAAAUUGUUUGAGUUGUAUAAGGAUCAGAAAGGGGUGUUGUGGUGUGGGAUGACCAAAGAAGGCGAGGAUCUGGUGGCCGAGGAGGAGAGGCUUCUUGAGGAGCAUGCUGAUAAAGCCGCUGAGCAUGUUACGAGGUUUUUAAUGAUGUCGAUAGAUAAGCGGCUUCCAUUGGAUAAGAUUGCCCAUUUCAGGAGAGAUUUUGGUCUGCCAUAUGAUUUUCGGACCAGUUGGGUGCGGAAGUAUCCUCAACAUUUUAGGGUAGUUAAGUCCGAGGAUGAACUUGAGUAUUUGGAACUUGUUUCUUGGAAUCCUGCUUUGGCUGUGACAGAAUUGGAGAAGAAGGCAAAUGGGGCAAAUGGAGAUAUUCUUCCCACACCGGGUCUGCUUUCCCUUCCUUUCCCCUUGAAAUUUCCUCCUAACUACAAGAAGGUGUAUAGGUAUGGAGGAAAAAUUGAUCACUUUCAGAAACGGUCGUAUUUGUCUCCAUAUGCAGAUGCCCGUGGCAUGAAAGCUGGGUCACGAGAAUUUGAUAAGAGGGCAGUGGCUAUUAUGCAUGAGUUGCUUAGCUUUACUAUUGAGAAGAGGUUGGUCACAGAUCACCUUACCCACUUCCGUUGGGAACUUGUUAUGCCUCAAAAGCUCAUGAGACUUCUUCUGAAGCAUUUUGGCAUUUUCUAUGUCUCUGAGAGGGGGAAGAGGUUUAGUGUGUUCUUGACUGAAGCCUAUGAAGGUUCAGAGCUGAUUGACAAAUGCCCAUUGGUUCUUUGGAAGGAAAAAGUCCAGAAUCUUAUUGGUUACAGAGGAAGGAAGCGCAGAAUUGAAACUUUUGAUGACUUGACAGAUAUGGCGGAUACUAGUUUGUUUGAGAUGGAUUCUGAGAAUGAAAAUUUUGAUGCAGAACUCGAGCAGGGUGAGACCAUUGAUGGUUUAGGCAAUGGCUUACUUGCAGAUGACGUUGAGAUGGAGAUUGGAGAGAUUUGCAAUGCAUACAAGGAUAAUGAACCAUCCUGAGGUCAUAUAUCUUUUCUUUUAAUAUCAAUUUUUUUUAAAAGAAAAAAAAAAUUGCUUAAUUUAACUUUGAAAGAUUCCAUUUUUUUUUUUUUUGGAUUUUGAUAAUCCAGUCUGUAGAAGAAAGCAAAAGAGCGUUUAGCAUAAAUCAAGGAAAAUCUUUUGGCACAUACCUUGGCAAAGUCUUCAAAAAUUUCUUCUGAUAGUGGAAAGUUAGAACUAUGAUAUCAUUACAUGGUUUUAGUGGUAACCAUCAGCACACACCAGUAGAAAGUGGGCUAUAUCAUUCAAUUUUCAGAGAAAUUAUGAGAAUAAUAGAGAUCUGGUUGUGGGUUAUUCAGAGAAUAUGAGUUUACUAGAAGAGUACAAGUUUCCAUGAAGAUGUUUACUAUGGCACUCUCCCGUCUCAUCUAUUUGUUGCUAGGGGGAACCCAACCCUGCUUUUGGCUGAACAACUUAAUACAACUAUUCAGUUGAAUAGAGAUACUUUAAUUUUUCAGAAACCAAAACAUCAUGGAGUGUAAGAUUCAAAAAUCUUUCUUAAGACAAAGAAUAUGCUUCUUAAGACUUUGUUUUCAUGGUCCCAUGGUGGUUUGGGUUCUUCUUUUCAUCUUUGUUGACCUUUGUUGAUGGUAGGGGACUAAUUUACUUGGGUUGUGGUUUUCAGGUGUGCUGUUUUAUACAUCGUGUGUGUAUGGGUUGUGCCUCCUUUUGUUAGGCGCAUUUAAUAUAUAAACUUUAUUUGCCCUUCCAAUAAAAAAAGAAAAAGAUGAAAAUUUGUCUUCUGUUUUUCAUGUAACCAAAUGGAGGAUUGUGUAAUUAAGUUUGUUUUAGUGAGUAUAUUAGCAUCCAUGGUAAAAGGGACAAUUCUAGCAGUGGAAACAUUUUCAUGACAUUGUUAUUUUCAUCAUUGGAAAAGAAAUAAUUUUUUUCAAAAAGUAGAACUGCAGGUCAUCUUUUUGAUUGCUUUUUGGAAAAUUUCAUGUACAUUGAUUCUUUCAUGGAAUGCUAAUCUCCAAAGUGAUGACCUGUUUGUAGGUUCUAUGACUACUCAUGGUAAAAAAGUGCUUUUAAAUAUGUUAUGUGGCAAAGUAUUCUAUUCAAGUUUCUAAACCUUUCAAGUUCAAUCAUGAGAUCUUUGGGAUUAUUUCUAAAGGCAUAGUUUUUAUUACUCUUGAAGUCAUAACACUUGUGCAUUGUUUUUAAUUUUUUCUGAAGGUUCCAGUUGUGUCAAGAAACGGCAUAUGCUUUGUCUGUUAACUGACCUGAUCCGAUUUAAUUUUUCAUUUCUAUGGCCUCUCGCCUAGCUGCCAACAAAGAAAGACAAAAAAAGAAAACAAGGAAAUAAGAAUUUCUUUAUUUUACUCAAGGAUGGUUAGACUAGGAUCUGCCUGUCAGAGAGGAAAAAAAAAGGGACCAAGAUCAUUUCCUUGAUAUCUAUGUUGGCUUACCAAUCAAGCUGCUGUGCUGAUUGAACAUUAUAACAUACAUGUACUGCCUAGGAGCCGUUCUGCUACUGCAAUGCACCUCUCCUAUUAAUCUGUGAAGCAGCAAAUUUUCUGAAAUUAUGCAUUCUGAUCACUGAUCAGCUUAUGUGAGCGAGUCUACUCCAUUUUCGAUCUCUAAUUUUACCAUGUAAUCUACCAGGAAAAUUACAUUUGUUGACUGAUAUCUCAUCAAAUGGUCACUGUAUGAAUCUAUUAAAACAGGCACAACUAGCUUACCUUAGCUCUGGGAAGCAACAGGGCCUGAAAGGAAAGCUGCACGGCAUUCAUUUGAAGGAGGCUCAUGGAAAAAAGCUCAAGGAUCUUUUCCUUAGAGAUGGUAUGAAGGGCACUUUGUCUAGCUGCAUGUUAACGAGUUUCUGAAACUCCCUCCAUAUCCCGUCUUGAAGUACCUUAAAAUCUUUUAAAGGGGGCGAAAUGACACAUUUCCAGUGAACGAUUUCUUCGUAGUUUCUAUUGAAUGAUAUGCUUUCUCAAGUUUAUAUGUUCAUACGGGCAGUUUUCUGUAUAAGAUUUGCAACUACCUUCUGUUGUGCACCACCAUGUGAGGUUACAAGGGGCUGUUGCUGCCAUAUAUAAUAAGAAACAGGCAGUGGUUUAAACACGGGAAAUGGUUUCUGUGAUUUGCACUGGUGUAGAGGGCAAAAAAGCUCUGAAACAGGCUGUUGAUUGUGAUGAAAAGUUGAUAACCCAGGAUCUUACUGUAUUUCACCAUUACCCCAAUAUAGCCUUUGGUAUCGGUUUCUGUGCUCAA
Messenger RNA from Vitis vinifera (wine grape), 3916 nucleotides. RefSeq names its product protein WHAT'S THIS FACTOR 1 homolog, chloroplastic. Bases 305 to 1660 code for a protein of 451 amino acids. Lineage: Eukaryota; Viridiplantae; Streptophyta; Magnoliopsida; Vitales; Vitaceae. The transcript has 2 exons. Gene Ontology annotation, molecular function: RNA binding. The record is from RefSeq and is a predicted model, not a curated record.